Linum tenue is the source of this 3072-nucleotide messenger RNA. The record is from the annotation of a GenBank genome assembly. NCBI's taxonomy places the organism in Eukaryota, Viridiplantae, Streptophyta, Magnoliopsida, Malpighiales, Linaceae.
AUGGUUAUCAGCCUCUUUCAUCUCUCUGCAGUCAGAGACCUGCAGCAAGCAUCCAGUGCUGCGGCUUCAACCAACAACCAGACCGACAGGCUCGCGUUGCUCGAGUUCAGGAACGGCAUAACCAGCGACCCACAAGGAGUUCUCCGGUACUGGAAUGAUUCAGUCCAUUUCUGCAGCUGGGUGGGCAUUUCCUGCGGCAGACAUGGUGAUGACGGCUCCCAGAGAGUCACAUCUCUGAUGCUGGAGGAACAGAACCUGGUGGGCACUCUGCCUCCGCACAUUGGGAACCUCAGCUUCCUCCAGGCCAUCAACCUGGAAAACAACACCUUCCACGGGGAGAUUCCUCAGGAAAUAGGGAACCUACUUCAGCUUCGAGAAAUCAACCUAACGUCCAACUCCUUCAUUGGUCAAAUUCCUGACAACCUGACUCGCUGUUAUGAGCUCCGUAUCGUGAGGCUGGGAACGAAUCAUCUACAAGGGCGGAUUCCUCGGGAGAUUGGGUCUUUGUCAAAGCUCCGAGUCAUGAGGGUAGGAACCAACAACCUAACAGGAGAGAUUCCCCAUUCGGUGGGGAACCUGACGAAGCUGAUUGACUUCGGAGCUGCUUAUCUCAACUUGGUGGGCCGCAUCCCGGAGAACUUGGGUGGUCUGGACAGCUUGCACUCGAUUUCUCUUGGGAUGAACCAAAUGAUUGGUAACAUACCUAGAUCGUUCUUCAACAGCACCACUCUCAGCAUCAUUGCCCUCCCUUGGAACCAGUUUGAGGGUCGGCUACCCGAUGAUAUAGGCUUCACUUUACCGAAACUCCAGAAGUUUGCUGUCUCAAAGAACAAAUUUGUCGGUUCCAUCCCUAAAUCAUUGUGUAACGCCACAGAGCUGCAGCUAGUGGACAUGAACAGAAAUGGUUUCGUGGGUCAAAUUCCCGAUUGUGUAGGGAAUCUGCCAGAUCUAUACUGGCUAUCAACUGGGAAUAAUCAUCUUGGCAGUUAUUCCUCUGACGACUUUGAGUUCUUGAGAGGGUUGCAAAACUGUAGCCAGCUUCAACGUUUUGUCAUUACUACUAACAACUUUGGAGGUACUUUACCUAGCACCAUAGCUAACCUCUCAGCCCAGCUUGCCAUACUUGACGUUUCCAUUAAUCAACUAGUAGGAUUUGUUCCUGCUGGACUUCAGAAGUUGGUCAACUUGAAUUACAUAGAUCUGUCAUAUAACCUCUUUGGAGGUUCCAUUCCCUCGUACUUCAGCAGGUUUCCGAGUUUGCAAAGCUUGCACUUAGAAGGAAAUCAGUUAUCAGGUCCAAUUCUUCCCUCCAUUGGCAACCUUACUCAGUUGACUGAACUCAACAUCUCGAAUAACAGAUUCGAAGGCACUAUUCCUUUGGGACUUGGUUCAUUGCUCCAGUUGAUUUCCUUGGACAUUUCAGGAAAUACUCUCACUGGAUCUAUACCUGGCAAGAUUUUCAGUCUUCCGUCCUUGACAAAAUUACUGAACCUGUCACACAACUUAUUCACAGGGAACCUGACUCCAGAAAUAGGGAUGCUGGAGAAUCUCAAUGCUUUGGAUAUUUCUCAUAAUUUCCUGACAGGCAAAAUUCCAAAUGCGAUUGGUGAUUGCAAGAGCUUAGAGUAUCUCUAUUUGCAGAGGAACUCGUUAGCCGGUGCCAUCCCUCCAUCUUUAGCUUUCUUGAAAGGCCUUCAGCAGGCCGAUCUUUCACUCAACAACUUCCAAGGAGAAAUCCCGUCGGCUCUUCAAACUAGUAACCUCUUGCAGUAUCUGAAUCUCUCUUUCAAUCACCUUGAUGGCCAGGUGCCAACAGAAGGAAUUUUUUCAAACCCAAGUAGCAUAUCAUUAAUGGGGAACAAUAUGCUUUGCGGUGGUGUGCUCGAUCUCCAUCUUCCCAAGUGCAAAGCUAAACCUUCCACAAAGGCUAUCAAUCGCCGUACAGUUUUGUCGGUAGUUCUUGUUUUUGUAGGUCUAUCCCUUCUGUCUCUAUUAACUUUUCGAAUUAUCACAAACUUAACAAGAUCAAAGAAGAAGACACUUGUUGAAGGUCCAAGACUACCCAAUUUUGUAAGGGUCUCUUACAGAGACCUUCACAGAGCAACUGGUGGAUUCUCUUCAGAGUUUUUGAUUGGGUCUGGCAGCUUCGGCCUUGUCUACAAAGGGAAAUUGGAUGGAAUCGACCCACCAGUAGCUGUGAAAGUGCUGAAGCUGGAAAACAGGAAGGCUUACAAGAGCUUGGCGGCAGAAUUGAAUGCAUUGAGAAGCAUCAGGCACCGGAACCUCGUCGGGGUUAUGUCAUACUGUUCCAGUACUGACCACAAUGGCGAUGAAUUCAGAGCUCUAGUUUUCGAAUACAUGAGGAAUGGAAAUCUGGAGAACUGGCUGCACACCACGGACGGUUCCCACAAACUCAGUCUCGGUCAAAGGCUCAACAUUGCAGUCGAUGUGGCAUCUGCACUACAUUAUCUCCAUGACCUCUGCGAAACUCCACUCGCGCACUGUGAUUUGAAGCCGAGCAAUGUGCUUCUCGACGAAGACAUGGUUGCCCAUUUGAGCGAUUUCGGCAUUUCCAGGAUUCUUUCAGCUGAGGGUGCCACAUUGUCAGGAACAAGCACCAUUGGUAUCAAAGGAACAGUUGGGUACACUCCUCCAGAGUAUGGAAUGAGCAGUGCAGCGUCGAAAGAAGGUGAUGUGUACAGCUUCGGAAUUCUACUGCUGGAAUUGUUCUCCGGGAAAAGACCCACCGACCAGUUGUUCGAAGACGGUCGAAAUCUUCGAGACUAUAUGAUGGCGGGGAUGCCAGAUAUGGUAACCGAGGUAAUGGAUCCACUGCUCUUCCCCGGUGGAGACAUAACCGAGGCUGCGGAGAUAGGCGGAGGUGAUGAAAUCACGGAAGUGGUCGAACUGCAACGCAGGGAGAGUAAUUUCAGAGAGGCGAGCUUAAUGAGGUCGAGUCAAUACCUCAAUUGCAUGAAGUCGGUCGUCGAAAUCGGGAUAGCUUGUUCUCUGGAAUCGGCGACGCAACGGAUGAAGACGGCGGACGUCUACCGCAGGCUAGAGUGCAUUUGA